AGAGAAAGAAAGAGAGAGAGAGAUGGGGUCAGAAAUAAUGGUAGAAACAUGGGUGAAUUCAGCAGCAGUUGGAGAAGAAGAUCAUGAUCUAGAAUGGUCAAGGAUUGAAUCAGUUGUUGAUGAUCAUCAAAAUCAGCCACUUUUACUAUCUUUGAAUCAUGUCUCUUUCAUCUGUAAAUCAGUCAAAAGAUCCGUCAAUUUCUAUGAGAAUGUCUUGGGAUUCGUUCUCAUCAAACGCCCAUCUUCAUUUGACUUUGAAGGAGCUUGGUUGUUCAACCAUGGAAUCGGAAUCCAUUUGCUUGAGGCAGAAGUGAAAAACGAGUCGAUUGAGAAAGGGAAAAAGAAGAUUAAUCCAAAGGAUAAUCACAUAUCAUUUCAAUGUACCAACAUGGAUUUGAUAAUGAGGAAACUCGGAGAAAUGGGAAUAGAAUUCGUGACUGCCAAAGUGUCGGAAGGAGGGGUGGUAGUGGAUCAACUCUUCUUUCACGAUCCCGAUGAUUACAUGAUCGAGAUUUGUAACUGUCAAAACUUGCCCGUUUUACCCUUGGUUCCUACUCUCGCGUGCCCAAUUCGUGAUAAAUUACCUAUUAGUAACGGGCGUCGUCGUGAUUUUCCUACUUCAAAUCAUUCUCAUGCAUCCUCGUCUACUUUUCAUGAUUAUAAUAAUGGAGGGAGGUCAAAAUCAAGGGUAGAAAUGAAGUAUUGCUCUGUAGAAGUUGAAGCCAUGAAGAUGAUGGAGAAUUUAGUAAUGGAUAUGAUGGAUCUAUCUUUCUGAAAUUAAGGGAGUAUUAUUUAAUAAAUAUUUGAAUAAUUAAUUAAAUUGCUGAGUGAUGAUCAAUAUUUACUUUUGAGCUGUGAAUUAUCUUUAAAUGUCCCAGUUUUUUUUUUUGUUCAAUAAUAAAAUAAUUAUGUUUAUAUGUA
Impatiens glandulifera is the source of this 921-nucleotide messenger RNA. Its product is annotated as glyoxylase I 4-like. The record is from RefSeq and is a predicted model, not a curated record. Lineage: Eukaryota; Viridiplantae; Streptophyta; Magnoliopsida; Ericales; Balsaminaceae. The transcript is spliced from 3 exons. The coding region runs from base 23 to 775 and encodes 250 amino acids.